This is a messenger RNA of Orussus abietinus, 719 nucleotides long. RefSeq lists its product as uncharacterized. Bases 175 to 636 code for a protein of 153 amino acids. The record is from RefSeq and is a predicted model, not a curated record. NCBI's taxonomy places the organism in Eukaryota, Metazoa, Arthropoda, Insecta, Hymenoptera, Orussidae. The transcript is spliced from 2 exons.
CAGCGAUUGGUCGACGAAUCGAGCUGAUAAUAGCGACUGGGGGGUAUCAAUUCUUUGAUCAGUUAUCAACCAGAUAGGGAAGGUGUCGUUAUUGAUAAAUCAGUCGUGGAGACGUCAUCGGUGUACGUUUCACGGUGCGACUAGUUUUCCGUUUCAACCCCAUAGAGCGACGUGAUGUCGGCCAUCUUGGUUUUGGAGCUUCUCCUAUUCUGCCUUAUUUUCCCAUAUUACGCGAAUGGAUUAAGGUGCUACAUUUGCAAGAAUUUAUCACCGACUAGUCCCUGUUCGAACAGCGAAGGAUUUGCAAGCAGUUGCGAAAAAAAAUAUUGCACGAUAUUCCGUGAAGAAUUUCGAGACCCUAAAGGCGUAUUGAAGGCAUUUUAUCGAGCCUGCGAAGACGAGCCGAAAUAUUUCAAUACCAUCGUCGAGACUGCAGAUCACAUAACUUAUUACCGCGCCUGCGCAACGGAUCUCUGCAACAAUGGAAACGGCAUCGCGCCGUUGAAAAUAGAUAAAGAGAUCCCAUCGAUAUCGAACAUAAUCGUUGUUCCUGGGAUGAAGUCUCCCGCGACGAACGUUCUUCAAGAUCUUCGAUUUUACGCGUUAACAGGAAUUAUAUUGCUCCGCGGGAUGUAGAGAAUGACUAUCCUUAAAGUAUAUAGAAUAAUAAUUAGUCUGUAACAUGUAGAAAAUGCAUCUGUAAGUUUGGAACGACCGAA